AUGCUCUCGUUUACUUUCAACACUGAUCAUUUCAACACUGAUCAUUUCAACACUGAUCAUUUCAACACUGAUCAUUUCAACACUGAUCAUUUCAACACUGAUCAUUUCAACACUGAUCAUUUCAACACUGAUCAUUUCAACACUGAUCAUUUCAACACUGAUCAUUUCAACACUGAUCAUUUCAACACUGAUCAUUUCAACACUGGACAUUACGUAGUAAAGAAAAUUUUGAAAUAG
Molecule: messenger RNA, 237 nt
Organism: Helobdella robusta
Lineage: Eukaryota; Metazoa; Annelida; Clitellata; Rhynchobdellida; Glossiphoniidae
Exons: 1
Coding region: 1-237 (78 amino acids)
Source: RefSeq, a predicted model, not a curated record